GAUCAAAACCCUCAACUUGUCCUCAAGUUGGUGUAUCCCGAACAUCCCCCGAAAAUCUCCGAGUCUCAGGCUGGGUUGGCCAUUAAUUUCCACAUGUUUGACGAAGAUACAGAACGAGUAGAGCACAAAAAGCCCAGAUUACCAAAUGCGUGCAAAAAUUGUCGAUUGAAAAAGGUCAAAUGCGAUAGCGCAAUCAGGCCGGAUAACAUUUGCUCUAACUGCAUUGCAUCUAAAACGGAAUGCACUCGUGAGCCUGUGAAGAAGAAGCGCGGUCCGCGUAUGGGAAAUCCUCAGCGGUCGAUUCAAGCCACUGUGGACGCGAUUUUGUCCACCAGGAAACCAUUCGAGGUACCAAAAGAUCCGGCAAUAGUGAAAGGGAUUUUCGUUGACCUAGCAAAUUGUAUCAAAGACCUUGAAGAAGACAUAGCGGGACUCCGACAAACUUUAUCGACGCCUCUGUCUCAUGAAAACCCUCUAUCUCAAACUUCACUGCAGCCCAAUCGAGAAAAACGAAUUGCGGUUGUUUCUCAGUAUCCAGACCACCCAUCUCCACCUCCUGUUGAGGGUUAUUCUGUCAACGAUCUGACUCAAGAUUUGAAAACGUUCGGAUAUUAUGAGGACCGUGCACGACAUUUUGGUAGUUCCAGCAGCAGGAAACUUGUCAAAGAUGCUUUAGACGUCAAGAAGGAGUAUACUGGUGGCGCAGAUUUCGUCAAUGUGAAACCCUCCUUCAAACGACUAGAAUUUUGGAGCGUACAGCCGUGGCAGAAAACCAAAUCUGAAAACCCAUCUCCCUUCGAAUUUCCGCCAGUCGACUUGAUGACAGAUCUGAUCCAAUUGUAUUUCACUCAUUUCAAUCCUCUUCUGCCUCUUCUACACCGUCCCUCCUUCCUUGAAAACGUAGCGGAGGGCUUAUACUAUAAGGACCGGCACUUCGGGGGCCUCGUUCUUGCUGUAUGUGCCCUUGGUGCACGCUUUUCGAAUGAUCCUCGCGUCGUCGAAGAUUACACUACUUCCGAGCAAUCAAUCGGCUGGAAGUGGAUACGUCAAAUUCAGCCCAUAAGGCACUCUUUUACCGAACCUCCUUCGAUAUAUGAGAUUCAACUCUAUACGGUGUACACCAUCUUCAUGGGUGCAACCACGACCCCGGAGGUUUGCUGGAUCCUCAUUAGCACCGGAAUUCGCUUACUUCAGGACGUUGGUGCACAUCGAAGACGACCUAGUAAUUCCAAACCAUCAUGGGAGACCGAGUCUUGGAAACGGGCUUUUUGGUUCAUGUACUCAAUAGAUAUUCUCGCAAGUACUUUGCUGGGUCGUCCUCGGUCUAUGUCUCAGAAUGAUUGUGACGCCGAUCUACCAAUAGAAUGUGACGAUGAAUACUGGGAACAUCCGGACCCGAAGUUGGCAUUUCAACAGCCUCUUGGAAAUCCCUCAAUAAUGUCCUACUGGAUACAUUUUUUGAAGCUGAUGAACAUAGCGGACUUAACGUUACACACAAUCCUUGCUGUCAAGCAAUCUGAUAUGUGGUCCGCAGCUUUUGGGCUGUCAAAACGGGAGUGGAACGAGAAGACGGUUUCUGAAUUAGAUUCUCUACUCAAUAAAUGGGCCGAUGAGAUUCCUGACCAUUUGAAAUGGGACCCUAGUCGAGAAAAUAUCCAGCACUUCAACGAAUCCGUGGUGCUUUACACCACCUAUUAUGGGAUACAGAUAUUAAUCCAUAGAUCGUUUAUACCUCGCCCAGGAGAAGACUCCCAUUCUACCAUUCCGUCAUUGGCGAUCUGUGCUAAUGCCGCCCGUUCUUGCCUCCAUGUUUUGGAGGUAGAACAGCAGCGUAAGACAAAUGCUUUUGUCAUACCAAGCGUAAUGAUAGCCCUGUUCAACUCUGCUAUCGUUAUGUUGGUGAACAUGUGGAUAGGAAAGCACUUCGUUGGUUCUUCGCCUUCGGGUCUCAGUAAAGAUCUUGCCGCUGUUUAUCGGGCGAUAAACACACUUCAUCGUCAUGAACUUCGGUGGGAACAAGCUGGGAGAUUAGCAGAUAUCUUGACGGAGGUGAUAUCUGUCAGUCACUUCCAUAAGUCAAGCCAGCCCAUGUUAUCAAUGAAACGACCCAGAGAAGACGAUAGAAACAUGAAUACAUAUCCUUCUACUGAUCCCGACUUCGUUGACAACGGACAGCGACAUAACGAUAUGAUUGCAGGUAAUGACAUGGGCACGCCUUACCUUCCCACUAUAGAAGAGCAUCCCAGAAAUUUCGAGCUACCUUUAAACAGCGGGGAACUUGGAAGUCUCCCCGUUCAUGAACCUUUCUUGGACUGGUCGGUGUCUUCAAAUCAAUGGGUAUCGAUUUCUGAAAAUGAAAAUGCUCUUGAUUCUUGGGCGGCAACGGUACCGAAUGACACAAACCAGUUUGGGUUCUAUAACUAUUCAACGUCAUCAGAGUCAAUCACGAACUUUCCAUCCACAGGAUCUGGCGAAGAGCCGUUGAAUAACAGCGUGUCAAAUGAUCUUGACGACUGGACUUCAUAUAUAGCAGCCAUCGAUGAAAUACUACAGGCCGCGAACCCUCGAGUAGUUCCCUGAUUACCUUUAAGAAUUCUGUUUGAAGGUCAGGAAGAAGCGUUCAUCAUCCCUCAACACUGCUUCAAUAAUAGUCUGAAAUUGAGGAAGGAAAUAAAAUGUACAUGUACAGUAGCACUAUAUAUACCAUAUGUACAUGUCACAACAACGAACAGUCAGCAUGUGAAAGAAAAUGUGGUAGAAAUCCUCUGUACAUAAAUGGUGUAGUUCUAAGUAAGCUAAGUGGGAGAGGGGGAGUAUGAGGUAGGUAGCCAUCCG
Molecule: messenger RNA, 2835 nt
Organism: Lentinula edodes (shiitake mushroom)
Lineage: Eukaryota; Fungi; Basidiomycota; Agaricomycetes; Agaricales; Omphalotaceae
Product: fungal-specific transcription factor domain-containing protein
Exons: 17
Coding region: 94-2580 (828 amino acids)
Biological process (GO): DNA-templated transcription; regulation of DNA-templated transcription
Molecular function (GO): DNA binding; DNA-binding transcription factor activity, RNA polymerase II-specific; zinc ion binding
Source: RefSeq, a predicted model, not a curated record